This is a messenger RNA of Schistocerca gregaria, 2919 nucleotides long. RefSeq names its product 40-kDa huntingtin-associated protein-like. NCBI's taxonomy places the organism in Eukaryota, Metazoa, Arthropoda, Insecta, Orthoptera, Acrididae. Bases 34 to 1044 code for a protein of 336 amino acids. The record is from RefSeq and is a predicted model, not a curated record. The transcript has 4 exons. Gene Ontology annotation, cellular component: early endosome. Gene Ontology annotation, molecular function: protein binding. Gene Ontology annotation, biological process: vesicle cytoskeletal trafficking.
UUUCUAUCAGUUUUAUAACUGCGUAAAAAAACAAUGUGCAAUUCUGAUGAUUACUUGAAAGUUUACCAACAGAUUACAUCAAGAUUGAAAAACAGGAACUUUUUCAAAAAGGCAAGCCCUUCCGAGAGUAUCAAAUCCUACAAUAACCUUCUUAACACGCUGGUUGAUAAUGGUGAGUAUGAAUAUUCCGGUUUGGUAACUGUUGCUCUCGCCAAGUGUGAGGCUCAAGAAAAAAAUUCUGUAAUGGAGGCCAGCUAUUAUUGUCGCGCUGCUCGUUUUUUUUUUCGGCAUCAACGUCAACUCGACGACGUGAAGUCUCCAUCAUACAGCGAAUGCGGCGAGCUGGGUAUAAAAUGUCUGUCAGUUGCCAUUCAAAUGUAUUUGGAAAUGAAUCAGCCUUCAAUGGCCGCGUCUCUCUAUUACGAACUAGCCUACUUUGAGCUAGAGACCAAUCGCGUGGCAGAAGCAUCGCAGCAUUUCAUACGUGCGGCAACGUUGCAGCAGAAUAAAGACGCUGCCAUGUUUUCUAUUUUAUCUUUGAAAAAAAGCCUAGAAUGCGACAUUCGAGAGAAAAGUUUUGAACAUGCUACUCAGCUGCUUCAAUGGAUUAUAAAGCUUGCUGUGGAGCAAUCUACCCUCAACGAAGACGUACUCUGUACUGAUAUCAAAAUAGAAUGUUUAAUUUCCAUGAUUCUUAUCGCGAUAUUACAGAAAGAUUAUUCGCAGGCUCGUUUGCUCAAUGAGCACGCGCAAAAAGAGUACUACAGAACACAGAAUUUUGAAGGGAUAGAGGAGAUUAGCCGAGGCUAUCUCGGAAGACGUCAUGGCCGAACGCAUAAUGCUGGUAUAUUGACAUUGUACAAUGACAUGCAUUUUAUGAACCAGCAGUUUUUUGAUCUUAUAGAAUAUCUGAUCUAUGCGGUCGAAUGGUCUAUUGAAAAAGAGGUGAUUCAAGUUCGGGAUGAGCUUUGCGAAGUUUUGACACCUAUUCAGAAAGAGCUCUUGAGGUGCAUCAGUCAGCAGGUAUUUAUGACAUUCAAUUGAAAGUCUUUCAUUAUAGAGAGGCGAACGGGCGAGAAAAAAAAUUGUUUUAUACGAUAGGUUUAAAAAAAUUAGGCAGUUAGAGUCAAUAACAAUCAUGACGGACCCGGGAUCAAGGGAGGAAUCGGAGAUUGAAAGAGAAAAAAAAGAGCUGGAGGAAACGUUGAGACGAAGCAAGCGGAAGCGAAAGGAGUAUGAGGGCCUGAAGAGGUGUGCUGAUACAUCGUCUCUCUGGUUGUCGGCAAAUUCGCAAAAUUCCAAUGAUUUUUUGAAAAGAGCAUAUCGGUUUUUGAGAAAUGAAGAGGACGACACGGACGCGGAUUCGUGGGAAAGGGAAGUGGCUAAAAAGUACUAUGACAAACUGUACAAGGAAUACGCGCUCGCAGACAUGAGCCGAUAUAAAGAGGGAAAGCCGCGAUAGCUAGGGCUUCGGUGGAGAGUUGAGAAAGAGGUGCUCGCAGGUAAAGGAGAGACGAUAUGUGGAAACAAGGCAUGUGAUUCUAGAGACAACUUGCAGAGCUAUGAGGUGCCGUUCAGGUAUAAAGAACGAGGAGAGAUGAACAUGGCAUUGGUUAAGUUGAGGGUGUGUGCGUCAUGUGCGAAUAAGUUGAAAUAUCGGUAUUUGAGGGAGCAUGACAAAAAGCAGGAUAGUGAAGGAUCGCCUCAUGAAGAAGAGGCUGGAAGGUAGGUCUGAUAUGGAUUUGAUGUUUCUGAGUGCACGGGGGUCUAUCUUUGAAGAGAUUCUGUGUAUGUCAUGAUUGUUCGUGUCUUUCAAUAUAAAUGAAAAUGCAUUCAUUUUUUUGUUGGGGUUGUUUAGUUAGACAUCCCCCUUUUGGUUAGACUCCAGUUAGAGAUAUCUAGUGGUUAUUUUUCAUGUGUUCUUCGUACAUUGCGCGUCAUAGGCUGGGACCUCUUGGCGAGGACACUCAAGAAGAACGCAAAAUUCGACAAAGCUAUGAAGCCUUCAUCAGAAAUGCAGGGCUGCGCCUUCGAUUAUAUCCUUGCCAUUUUUUUUUUGAAUGAUUAAACACACACGCGUGAAAUCCUUGACUCUUAGUUGUACACCUAGGAUGACCAUAUCUGUUGCUAUUAUGUAUCUUCACAUAUUUUUUGCUCGAUAUUCUAUGGGUCGCAUUGAUCAACCCGGCAUUUUAGCGCAGGCGUUGUUGUACCUUGCUUGCAAGUCGGAAGAGACCGAGAGGUAUUUGCGAGACAUCAUAACGGUGGAGCACGCGAUUCUGUAUCCUGGACAUGUGUUGCAUUUGAACGAAGAGUAUUCGGCGAUUCGAAACUUGAUCGUUAUGAACGAGCAAUUGAUUUUGCGAUUUUUGGGUUUUGAUUUGAACGUGGAGUUGCCGUAUCUUUACAUGUACAAUUAUUUGUACUCGAUGAAGGCGAGCAGGGGGCUGGCCGGGGUGGCGACUGGGAUCUUGAACGAUAUGUUUUCGACGCUAUUGGUGAUCAAGUAUGCACCUCCGGAGUUGGCGUGUGGGGCCAUUUAUUUCGCCACGAAGUUGUUGUCGUCGCGGUAUUUCCUCCCGAUGGAAGAGGAGCAGGAGUUGGAGCACAUGAUUCCGGAGUUGCUUCGAAUGGACCGGUCUGGCGUACUGAUGCAUCAGUGGUUUUUGACAUUGGACGUGACGUUGGAGAGCGUUUUGGAGAUAUCGGAGAGAUUAAUUGAGAUGUAUUCUUGGCCGUAUUAUGGGAUUUCGGACACGUUCAAGAGGAAGAAGGAGGAGGGCGAGUUGAAUUAGAGUUCGGUGGUGAUUGGAAGAAGGGGGUGCGGCGAACAUUUGCGUUUGGGGUUUUGGGGGAAGAGGGGAGAAGGUGUCGGUACAUAAGAGAGAGGUCAGUAGAGGAGUGUUAGUUGAAAAAAAA